ACAACUAAAGAAAUGGGAACGCGUCAACGGCUUUUUCUCGCGAUCAGCUGCGUGGGACUCUUCGCUGGUUGCUGCUCAGCCGCUCAGCAGUCCGGCAACGAGCGAUUGUCUGUCCCUGAUAUGAGCCAGUUGAAUGAGAUUGGUGCUCAGUACUUGCCCGGAGGCUAUGCCAAGUCCAACUUCACACUCGAUGAUGCCAAGCGUCUGGUGCUUCAGAAGUGCCGCAAGGCCCAUGAAGGCGGCGACGGCUCGCAGCGCGCCGCUGGAGACUUCAACGAGACGGCAACAACGGUGCGCCUUGAGACCGCUGUUCACCGGCUAAUGGACUGCGCCAAAGAUCUGGUCAACGUCACCAAGCUGCUUGAGGAGAUAGAGGAGGCGAAGCCGCGCGGAGAUCUCGACGAGGUCUUCGAGAAAUAUUGCGCCAACCUGCCGCGCGCCAAGAGCUGUGUGCACGACUUCAACGAUGCCUUGUUGCCGUGCAUGACCAGCGCGGAGCGUGCUCAGAACACGGUCAUGGUUAGUAUUGUGGACCAGCUGCUCAACUUUAUCUGCAUGAAGAACGGAGAUCACAUUGCUCUGUUCAUAGCCGAGGCGGGGCCCGAGUGUCUGAUGCAGAACAAGGAGCACAUUGGCCAGUGCAUCAACAGCACAUACGCCGGCUAUAUGCCCAAGGAGCUGUCUGCGGCUGUGGAGCUGCCCGAGCUGCUGCUCGGCCCGCGCCAAUGCCUCGAUCUGCGCGACCUGGAGAGGUGUGUGGUGCGCCAUGUGGAGCAAUGCAGCAACAUAACGCCGGCGAACAUUGUCGAGUCCAUAUUCCGGUUUGUGCUCAAGCAGUCCAAAUGCCAGGCGGAGAUCGACAAGACGCUGCAACCCCAGAAGUUGCAGGCCGACUCCUCAAAGGCUGCGGCCUUGCCAUGGGGCGGCGUAAAAGUGAUGCUGGCGGCAUCUCUGCUCCUCCCAAUGCUCCUUUCAACAUAACCGGCUGAUUCUGUUGGCCGGAACUUAAGGCAUAUUCGAAACACUCAGGAAGUCGGACCAAGAGGGAGAGAGUCUUUGUGUGUGUGCGCGACUUGGAAUGCUCUUGUUAUUCCAAAAAAACAUUUCCUUAUAAAUAUACUUUUUUUUUUUUUUCAAGAAAAACUAAUACUAUAUACAUAUGUCUCUUGUGAAGAGCGACUUUAUGGACACAUAUAAGCCAUUCAUGUUAUCAAUAAAAUACUUUCAAACGAAUUUA
Messenger RNA from Scaptodrosophila lebanonensis, 1237 nucleotides. RefSeq names its product 27 kDa hemolymph protein-like. The record is from RefSeq and is a predicted model, not a curated record. NCBI's taxonomy places the organism in Eukaryota, Metazoa, Arthropoda, Insecta, Diptera, Drosophilidae. The coding region runs from base 13 to 981 and encodes 322 amino acids. The transcript has a single exon.